CGCCUGAAUGUUGGGUGAUGAUGGUGUCCAGAUUCCAGCUAUGUGGGGUCCUUGGCCCGAGGGUGUCAGAACAGUCAGGUCUGUGGGGCUUGCAGAGUGUGCCUCAGGCUGAGUGGGAGACACCCAGAGAGGGUGUCUGUAAUGGUGUGGGUAUGGACAGUUGCCCCACCAGGAAAUAGAUCUGAUGGGGCAGGCAGGUGUGGGCCUGUCAGCAUGGGCCCCGCCCACUGCCCUCCCAGUGGCUGGUACAGUCAGUGGCUCUGGGCACAGGCCUCAACAGGUAGCUCAGUCCUGCCACUGCACCCACUAUGGUGUCCCGGGGCUGUGCCCUGCCGGGCCCCAUGUACGUGGGGCUGUGGGACUUUGAGGCCCGCACAGAGGAGGAGCUGAGCUUCCAGGCAGGGGACCUGUUCCACGUGACCCGGAAGGAGGAGGAGUGGUGGUGGGCUGAGCUGCUGGACGCAUCGGGCCGGUCCCUGGCUGAGGGCUAUGUGCCCCACAACUACCUGGCUGAGAAGGAAACCGUGGAGUCUGAGCUGUGGUUCUCCGGCUGCAUCUCGCGCUCAGAGGCAUGUCACCGGCUGCUGGCCGAGGGCAUGGAACAGGGGGCCUUCCUGGUCAGGGUCAGCGAGAAGCCAGGUGCUGACUAUGUCCUCUCAGUGCGUGACCAGCAGGUGGUGCGGCAUUACAAGAUCUGGAGGCGUGCGGGGGGUCAGCUACACCUCAACGAGGCUGUGUCCUUCCCUAGCCUGUCUGCACUCGUGGCCUACCACCAGGCCCAGAGCCUGUCCCAUGGUUUGCGGCUGACUACACCCUGUUGGAAGCAUGAACCUGAACCCCUACCACACUGUGAUGACUGGGAGAGACCCAAGGAGGAGUUCACACUCUGCAGGAAGCUGGGCUCUGGCUAUUUUGGGGAGGUCUUUGAAGGGCUCUGGAAGGACCAGGUCCGAGUGGCCAUCAAGGUGAUUGCCCGAGAUGACCUCCUGCAUCAACACACCUUUCGGGCGGAGAUCCAGGCCAUGAAGAAGCUGCGGCACAAGCACAUCCUGGCUCUGUAUGCUGUGGCGUCCAUAGGUGACCCUGUCUACAUCAUCACAGAACUCAUGCCCAAGGGGAAUCUGCUGGAGUUGCUGCGGGACUCCGACAAGCAGGCCCUGCCUGUUUCGGAGCUGGUGGACAUCGCCUCACAGGUGGCCGAGGGCAUGUGCUACUUGGAGUCACAGAACUGCAUUCAUCGGGAUCUGGCCGCCAGGAACAUCCUUGUGGGGGACAACAACAUCUGCAAAGUUGGGGACUUCGGACUGGCCAGGCUCAUCAAGGAGGACAUCUACCUCUCACACGACCACAACAUCCCCUAUAAGUGGACAGCCCCUGAGGCGCUGUCCCGAGGGCUCUACUCCACCAAGUCUGAUAUCUGGUCCUUUGGAAUUCUGCUGCACGAGAUCUUCAGCAGGGGCCAGAUGCCCUACCCAGGCAUGUCCAACCACGAGGCCUUCAUGAGGGUAGAUGCUGGCUACCGCAUGCCCUGCCCGCUGGAGUGUCCGCCUACCGCACACAAGCUGAUGCUGUCAUGCUGGCACCGAGACCCCGAGCAGCGGCCCUGCUUCAAGGCUCUGCGGGAGCGGCUAUGCAGCUUCACCCGGUAUGAGAACCCCUGAGCACUGGUGCAGAGCCACCAACUUAUCAGGACUGGCUGUCUCCAUACCAUAGAAGGGAGGCAUGACUCCCCACCAUGCUGCAGCAGAUAUGGCACCUGGUAGGAAGGUACUGAUGGCUGACCCCCGGGGGCCAGGUCACUGUCACUGUCCUCUUGCCAGCAUAGCUGUGUCAUGUCUGAACACUGCUGGAAAGACUGAAUGGGGGCUCGGGCAGCCCUGUGGGGCACUGCAUCUGUGGGUGCAGGUUAGGGGUAGGGAAUAAGGACUGUUCUACCCAGCCCUGCAUGGACCAUAUGGCUUGGGACACAGGACCCUGGCUGAAGGCACAGCCAUGGAUGGCUAGGGUAGAUCCUUGGGCUGUUUUGGGGGUUGGGGGGAGACCUAUGCAUACCCCAGGACAGACCCACCCUCACCUCCAGUCAACUUGCCCCACUAAGCUGCCUCCCCAUUUCCCCAGCAGGCUUGGGUUCCCCUGUAGUGGACAUGAUCAGUUCACUGUUGGCUCUGCUCUCAAGGACCCUGUAUCCCCCCAAGUCAGAUUUUUCUCAGGGUGAGAAGGUCCCUCCUGGUAUCCCUGCUCACAGGCUUGAGGUCUCUGAGUUAAAGGUGACAGUCUUGCAGGAAGUUGCUUGUCACAGCAUGGUCCAACUCUCAAGUCCACAACCUGCCCCUUCAUUACCCCAUGCUGUGUGUGUGACUUUAUCAAGGUCACCCCAGCUUGGCCAGGACCCAGAUUGUGGGGAGGCUUCUGCCCUCAGCAUCCACCCUGUAGAUUCUCCAAUGCCUACUCUUCCAAACUCAAUAGCAGAGGGGCCCAGGAAGCAGGGCCCUUCUCCACCCCCUUCAAGAAGCUGGGAGGUUGAGGGGUACACGGACCACUCAUCCCACCUGAGUACUGGCUGCUGGGAGUUUAUUUCCACUAAGGGCAAGGCACGUCAUCAUGGUCAUCAUGGUAUAAGGGAGUGUGCAGUGUGAAGAGUAAACAGCUCAGUUCCUCAA
Erinaceus europaeus (western European hedgehog) is the source of this 2660-nucleotide messenger RNA. It is a transcript of the gene PTK6, whose product is annotated as protein tyrosine kinase 6. The transcript is spliced from 9 exons. Lineage: Eukaryota; Metazoa; Chordata; Mammalia; Eulipotyphla; Erinaceidae. The record is from RefSeq and is a predicted model, not a curated record. Gene Ontology annotation, biological process: cell surface receptor protein tyrosine kinase signaling pathway; innate immune response; cell differentiation. Gene Ontology annotation, molecular function: non-membrane spanning protein tyrosine kinase activity; ATP binding; signaling receptor binding. Gene Ontology annotation, cellular component: extrinsic component of cytoplasmic side of plasma membrane. Bases 309 to 1661 code for a protein of 450 amino acids.